This is a messenger RNA of Bacidia gigantensis, 726 nucleotides long. RefSeq lists its product as uncharacterized. Gene Ontology annotation, molecular function: protein-lysine N-methyltransferase activity; nucleic acid binding. Gene Ontology annotation, biological process: methylation. The transcript is spliced from 3 exons. Lineage: Eukaryota; Fungi; Ascomycota; Lecanoromycetes; Lecanorales; Ramalinaceae. The record is from RefSeq and is a predicted model, not a curated record. Bases 1 to 726 code for a protein of 241 amino acids.
AUGGAGAAUGAGGAGCCAUUCCCUCAACGUAAUCUUUCUGAUCAUGCUCUCACGGCUUUGCGACAUUUCUACAGCGAACAGGAUAUGCAAAAGCAACGCUUCGAAGAACUGAAGUCAGUGACAGAACAGUCCAACUCCGCUACUCGAUUUUCUAUGGAUAUGUUUGCUGAAGAUUGGAACGCUAGCCAAUUCUGGUAUAGCGAGGACACAGCCGUAGCCCUAGCAACUGAACUUUUGUCUGAAGCGACGAACGACACACAGAUCGCAGUCAUCUCAGCCCCAAGUGUCUUUGUGCAACUGAAGAACCUACUGAAUGACGAUGUCAUAGCGCAUGAGAGACCUGGUAUCUACCUCCUCGAGUACGACGAUAGAUUCAGUGUCUUCCCCGAGCUCCAUCAAUAUGACUUCCGCCAGCCACUAAAAUUGGAUCCAAGUUUGAAGGGCCGAUUUGAUCGAAUUCUCUGCGAUCCACCAUUCCUGAGUGAAGACUGCCAAACCAAGACAGCCAUAACAGUCCGCUGGCUGGCGAGGACUCGAGGUGAAGAGGAGAAGGCAACGAGCCCGCGUGUUCUAAUCUGCACUGGCGAAAGAAUGGAGCAACUAAUUCAUCGAAUCUAUCCUGGCACGAGAACCACAACAUUCAGGCCUCAUCAUGCUCAAGAUCGCUUGGGUAAUGAGUUUCGAUGUUAUGCUAACUAUGAGAGCAAUUUGUGGGCGCUCGAGUGA